AUGGCUUCAUACUUGAGUCACUUCAGCUUGUUGCAAACAAUCUCCCUUUUCUACUUUUUGGUCACCCUCAUUUGCAGUGGAUCAUCACUAACCCAUGAUGAGGAAUGCUCCACCUUGUAUCUGUGUAAGCAAAGCUUAAUUCAUCAAGAUGAUGAGUUUUGUGCUACUGGUUGGUUUCAAACGUUCCAAUCUUGGAAGCCCAGAAGCAUUGCAUCGGAUGCUGGUUUUGAUUGUUGUUCGUGGUAUGAUGAACAUGACGGAGUUCUUAUUAAAGUGAAGUUCAGGCAAAUAGGACAGCUUCAGGUGCUAACUGCUCACCAUGAGUCUGUAAGGAGAUUCUGGCUUGAGGGAAAGAAUAUGGCAGCGACGGUGGCUCCAAAGAAAAUAGACGCCACACCGGUGACUUUAGGGAUGGAAGCUAACAAUGAUGAGUGGGUCAACCCUCAUGAAAUCAAUCCACACAUUCUACUUUUCUCCUACCUUUCUCUCCACCCUUCUCUUUCACCAUAA
Molecule: messenger RNA, 510 nt
Organism: Lactuca saligna
Lineage: Eukaryota; Viridiplantae; Streptophyta; Magnoliopsida; Asterales; Asteraceae
Source: the annotation of a GenBank genome assembly